AUGGGUAUUCUGAUUCAUGGGGAUGGUAGCUUUGCAGGGCCAGGUGUGGUCUAUGAGACCCUGCAUCUAAGUGCUCUUCCUAAUUACACUACUGGUGGGACCAUACACAUUGUGGUGAAUAAUCAAGUGGCCUUCACAACUGAUCCGAAGGUGGGAAGAUCUUCACAGUAUUGUACCGAUGUUGCCAAAGCCUUAAAUGCUCCCAUUUUCCAUGUCAAUGGUGAUGAUAUGGAAGCAGUUGUUCAUGCAUGUGAACUUGCAGCAGAGUGGCGUCAGACUUUCCACUCGGAUGUAGUGGUUGACAUAGAUUAUUAUCGUCAGUUUGGGCAAAAUGAGAUUGAUGAACCAUCUUUCACUCAGCCGAAAAUGUAUCAGGUCAUUCGGAAUCAUCCCUCAGCACUUGAGAUUUACCAGAAGAAACUUUUAGAAUGUGGUCAGGCGACUAAAGAAGACAUAGAUAGGAUUCACAACAAGGUCAACACAAUUUUGAAUGAGGAAUUCUUAGCGAGCAAAGAUUAUGUCCCACAAAGAAGGGACUGGCUUUCAGCAUUUUGGCUUGGAUUUAAGUCCCCUGAACAGCUUUCACGUAUCCGUAACACUGGGGUAAAACCUGAGAUUUUGAAGAAUGUUGGGAAAGCAAUAACAAUCCUUCCAGAUACUUUUAAGCCUCAUAGAAUUGUGCAGAAGAUUUUUACAGAUCGUGCAAAGAUGAUUGAAACCUGUGAAGGCAUUGACUGGGCGGUUGGAGAAGCACUUGCUUUUGCUACAUUACUUGUAGAAGGUAAUCAUGUCAGAUUGAGCGGUCAGGAUGUUGAGAGAGGGACUUUUAGUCAUCGACAUGCUGUAGGUCAUGAUCAGGAGACUGGGUAA
This is a messenger RNA of Ilex paraguariensis (yerba mate), 870 nucleotides long. The record is from the annotation of a GenBank genome assembly. NCBI's taxonomy places the organism in Eukaryota, Viridiplantae, Streptophyta, Magnoliopsida, Aquifoliales, Aquifoliaceae.